This is a messenger RNA of Penicillium cataractarum, 1026 nucleotides long. Its product is annotated as isopenicillin N synthase family dioxygenase. Gene Ontology annotation, molecular function: dioxygenase activity. NCBI's taxonomy places the organism in Eukaryota, Fungi, Ascomycota, Eurotiomycetes, Eurotiales, Aspergillaceae. The record is from RefSeq and is a predicted model, not a curated record. The transcript has a single exon. Bases 1 to 1026 code for a protein of 341 amino acids.
AUGCCUGCUCUGACCAAGUCAUCGUUCUACCUUCCACUGGUGGAUAUCACGCCUUUUCUGGAAGAUCCUCAGGGGGCUGCCGCCCAGGAAGUCAUCGACUCGGUGCGUACAGCAUGCAGGUCAACUGGCUUCUUCCAGAUCAAGGGCCACAAGGUCCCUCUCAGACUGCAAAAAUCGGUCUUUGAGGCUUCCGCUCGAUUCUUCGCCCUUCCACUGAAGAACAAGCUUGAGCUUGACAGCCGAAAGACUGUUGGAUUCCGGGGCUACGAUGUGAUGGAGACUCAAUCAUAUGAGCUCGAGUUUGGAGCUGUUCAGGAGAGCGAUGCGCUGCGAGACAUCAAAGAAGGCUUCUUCACCUCAACGGAUCUACCUCCUGACCAUCCCCAUGUGGCGAACGGCCGCUUUUUGCAAGGCCCUAACGUCUGGCCAAAACCCGAGCAGCUCGCACCCGUGGAUUUUCAGGUCGUUCUAGAGGAGUAUUUUGCGGAGAUGCAGCGCCUAUCUCAUGUGGUUCUGUCGCUUUUCGCAGCAACACUGCCCCACGGACCCAAUGUAUUCGACAACCUUGAGACUAAUGACCCCAUGUCUCUGCUUCGACUUCUCCAUUAUCCGCGGGGCUUGGAGAAAGAGGAUGGGAAGAAGCUCCAGCUAGGUGCUGGUGAGCAUACUGAUUUUGGGACCUUCACACUCUUAUUGCAAGACAACUGUCCCGGUCUUGAAGUUCAGGAUAGCAUGACAGGCGAGUGGCAUGGAGUUCCCCCCCAAGAGGAUGUGUACAUUGUGAACGUGGCCGACAUCCUUUCCACCAUGACAGAAGGGGACUACAAGAGCAGCGUGCACCGCGUAUGGAAUAGAAAGAGCGAUGACCGGUACAGUGUGGUGUUCUUCUACGAUGGCAACCUGGACUACAAGGUGGAACCUCUCGGAAGCUCCAAGCAGGGCGAAAAUGAGGAAAUUGAUGCUCCUACCAUUGAAGAACACGUGAAAUCGCGCCUGACCGCGAGCUACGGUAUUCAAAAGAAAUAA